AUGACUUCCUUGCCCUAUACGUGCAACACCUGUCUGGUGGCCUUCCGCGGCAGCGAUGCGCAGCGGGACCACAUGCGCAAGGAUUGGCAUCUGUAUAACAUGAAACGCCGCAUCGCGAGCCUCCCCCCCGUGUCCCAGGAUACCUUCAACGAAAAAGUCCUCGCCGCCAAGGCCAGCACGACGGCAGCGGCCGCGCGGGCCUCGUUCGAAAAGUCCUGCGCCGCCUGCCAGAAGACCUUCUACAGCGAGAACUCCUACCAGAACCACAUCAAGAGCUCGAAGCACCGUGCGCGGGAGGCCCGCCUGGACCGCGACGACGCCGACGACCGCUCGUCGGUGAUGAGCUCGACGUUCUCGCUGGGCGAGCCGAUCAACAAGCCGCAGACGGAGGUGUCGAAGCUCACCAACGGGCUGCAGCAGACGACGCUGCAGGAAGAGGACAACGAGGACGCCGAGGGCGACGCGGAGAUGGAAGACCUGGGCGUGUUCUCGCCCGCGCGCUGCCUCUUCUGCAACGUCAAGAGCGCCUCCGUCCAGGACAACACGACCCACAUGCUCAAGAGCCACGGCAUGUUCAUCCCCGAGCGCGACUACCUCGUUGACCUCGAGGGUCUCCUGAACUACCUCUACCGCAAGAUCAGCGAAAACUCCGAGUGUAUCUACUGCCACAGCGUGCGGAACAACGCCGAGGGCGCCCGCACGCACAUGCGCGACAAGGGCCACUGCAUGAUCGCGUUCGAGACCGGGGCCGAGCAGGUCGAGAUCGGCCAGUACUACGACUUCCGCAGCACGUACUCGGACGGCGAGGACGACGACGACGACGAAGACGAAGCGCUGGAAGACGGCGGCGUCAAGGUCCACAGCGAAGGCGACGAGGCCGACGAAGGCUGGGAGACCGAGACGGAAGCCUCCUCCAUGGACGAAGACGAAGACGACGACGCAGACCUCCCAUCCAGCAAGAACCCGGUCUACGCCACCGAGUACGAGCUGCACCUACCGUCCGGCAAGAGCGUCGGCCACCGCUCGCUGCAGCGCUACUACCGCCAGAACCUGCGCAACUACCCGACGGCCGAGGAGCGCGCCGAGCGCCAGCUGAUGAUCGAGAACGGCGAGCUCGUCGAGGACGAGAAGCCGUCUAUGGCGCGCAACCAGAACCGCGCCGUCGCCAGCCGCGGCAACGGCGGCACGGGCAUGAUCGGCGUGACGGACUCCCAGCGUCGUCUGGCGACCGAGUCGGAGAAGAAGGAGCGCACGCGUGCUCUUCGCCAGGAACAGAGGAUCACGGCGCGGGUGCAGCGUGCUGCCAACAACCAGAAGCAUUACCGGGACCCCCUCCUGCAAUGA
This is a messenger RNA of Aspergillus campestris IBT 28561, 1344 nucleotides long. Its product is annotated as putative C2H2 finger domain protein. The transcript is spliced from 3 exons. The coding region runs from base 1 to 1344 and encodes 447 amino acids. Gene Ontology annotation, cellular component: preribosome, large subunit precursor. Gene Ontology annotation, molecular function: zinc ion binding; nucleic acid binding. NCBI's taxonomy places the organism in Eukaryota, Fungi, Ascomycota, Eurotiomycetes, Eurotiales, Aspergillaceae. Gene Ontology annotation, biological process: ribosomal large subunit biogenesis. The record is from RefSeq and is a predicted model, not a curated record.